Medicago truncatula (barrel medic) is the source of this 2101-nucleotide messenger RNA. RefSeq names its product pentatricopeptide repeat-containing protein At3g48250, chloroplastic. NCBI's taxonomy places the organism in Eukaryota, Viridiplantae, Streptophyta, Magnoliopsida, Fabales, Fabaceae. The transcript has 2 exons. Gene Ontology annotation, molecular function: protein binding. Gene Ontology annotation, biological process: RNA splicing. Bases 423 to 1085 code for a protein of 220 amino acids. The record is from RefSeq and is a predicted model, not a curated record.
UCAAUGGUGAGCAGGAGUAGUUGACGAUGGUCAAAGUAACGAUGAUCAAAUGUUGGUCGAUGACGAUGACAUGUUAAAGAUAAAACAAACAAACCCAUUUUAUCCAAAUAUGUUUUGAUUUUAGGUAUUUAAUAAUUGGACCGCACACAAAUUAGAAAAAUUCAACCGGGUUAUCUAGUAAACUGAAAUGCUUAAUCCACGCCCUAGUCCCACAAAACAAAAACUGUCGUUAAACGUUAAACCCUCCGAAGCAACUACACUACACUUACGUUGGUGUUGUGUCGCGCAACAAUUUCAUCUUUUGCGAUGAACCGUGUGAAGGCAAUAGCUACACGAAUUCUUGCAACUCAUAACCAGACAAUGAAGGAAAAAGGGUUUUACCUCAUUUGGCAAUUUCAUCAUGGUUUGAAAAGGAUAAAAAGAUGAUUAGUGAUGGCCUGGCUCUUUCACACUUUUAUAGUGAGAUGCUUCAGGAAAGUACAAUGCAAAGUGUUGUCACCAAAGUGGUUGAUAUCAUUUUAGGGCCUGAUUGGGAUGAUGAUGAUAAGGUUGAGAAUCAACUUGCAAAUGUUAGAAUUCAACAACUUACUGAUGAUUUUGUGAUAAGGGUUUUGGAAGGGCUUCAAAAUCGUCCUUUAAAGGCUUACAAGUUUUUUCAUUGGGUUGGGAAGCAAUCUGGUUAUCAACAUAAUACCGUGACUUACAAUUAUGUUGCAAGAGUUCUUGCUAAGAUGGACUCAAUUGAGGAGUUUUGGAGUAUCGAGGAGAUGAAGAGUGUCGGUCAUGAAUUGGAUCUCAAUACUUCCAUAAAGAUAUCGAGGCAGCUUCAAGAGAAUAGGAUGAUGGACGGGCUUCAUGAGCAUAUGAUGGAUAGUUCAUACAAGCCAUCAGUUCUGGACUGCAUUAUGCUUUUAAAGAACAUCGCUGAAAGCGAUGAGCCAGGUUUGGAUUUAUUUUUCAGGGUAGCUAACAAAUUCGAGUCGACAGGGGGUAUACUCUUUCCAAGGAAGUCUAUGAUGGUAUCCUUAAGUCUUUUACAAGUGCUGGGAAAUUUGAUGAAGCUCAAAUUAUUGUUAAGACCAUGACAAAUGCUGGCUACAAGCCACAUAAACUCACCCAUAAUGAAAUUGCUUCUGGACUUUGUAAGCUGAGGAGGUUUGAAGAAGCAAGUAAGGUAAUUGAUGAGAUGCAAGCUUGCGGUUGCUUCACUAUCAGGGGUGUGUACAUGAUGGUCAACGACUAUGAGGUGAUCAAGACUUGGAAGAUCUUGAUCAAAGGGUACUGUGAUGCUGGUGAACUAGACAAAGCAUUACUUUCUCUUGCUAAGAUGAUUGAACAGAAUCUUGCCGGCGUAGAUGAUGAUUUGUUUGAAGUUCUGGUUGAUGCUUUACUUACUCAAGGUAGAAUAGAUGGUGCAUACAAGUUGUUUCUAAAGUUAACCGGUAAGUAUGGUAUAUAUAUAUAUCAAAAGCUACUACAUUCAAGAAACUGAUUGAAAGUCUAUUAGGAGUCAGAAAGUUCGAGGAGGCACUUGACCUUCUUCGUUUGCGGUGGUCAUCCCUUAAAUCAUUUGUGUAGUAUAUUUCGAAGUUUGGGACCAUGGAGGAUGCUGCAAAAUUCCUGAAAGUUUUGAGUAAGAAUAACUACCCUUCUCAUAAAGUUUACCUUCAAAUUUUUGAAUCCUUAUUUCAAGAAGGCAGACUUUCAGAGGCCAAAUAUUUGUUGAACAAGUGUCCUCACCAUAUCAGAAAGCAGUGAAAUCCGCGGUUUUUUUGGUUCAGCUGAGAGUCUGAAGGCCCAGACUCAGAUGACCGCUACUUGAUCCCUAUUUUAGUUAUUUUCUUAGUAUCUAUCUCGUCUUUCAUCAUCCAGUUUAAUAACUUUUAUCAAGCUGUUAGGUGGAUUUGUCUUUGCAUUUGGAAAACCAUCAGUACAUAGUAUAUGAUGUCAGUUAACUUUAUUCUUGUUGAAUUGGUAAGAAGUUUUAUGUAUGACCAGUAAUGUUAUCAUUGAUAAGUAUUUUAAAAAAGAUGUACACAAUCGAGAUUUUAUGUUUAUGUAACGAAUAAGCAGCUGUUUCUACAUCCAUAUGAAAAAUAUG